AUGAGUAGCGAUACCCGCCAAACCUCCGGUGGUAACGCCAGGUCGAAACGGCGAUUAACCGAUGCGGUCGACGAGGAUGGCAGACCGACCGCCACGGCCGAAGAUCCUACGUCUAAUCCAAAACGCCAACGAGUCUCUCGAGCCUGCGAUAGCUGCAGAUCGAAGAAGGAUAAAUGCGACGGAGCUCAACCAAUAUGCUCGACGUGCGCCUCUCUUUCGCGACCAUGUACCUACAGAGCCAAUCCGAAGAAGCGCGGCCUCCCGACUGGAUACAUUCGCACGUUGGAGUUGCUAUGGGGGCUUGUGUUCAAUAAGAUACAGGGCAGUGAGGAGGUCGUCCGGACAUUAUUGAGGGCGGCAAAUAUUCCCAGCCACCUGGCAACCAUGGGGAAAGAGUCGGAGGGGUCUGAUACACUGCUCUCGUCUUGGAAAAACAGCAUUGUCUUGAAAGAGAUUGAACGUCUCUUGACGUUUCUCGAGCAACCGGAAGGGGACCAAGAAAGAAGCGCGAGAGGAGAAAUCGAUUCCCCAGCGGAUGCUGAAGAAAGCAGUGUGCUUUCUCCGGAGACGCUUGAGUGGCAGCUUCCAGAUUCUAUCGCGGUUGCGAGUCAAAGCCCGUUAGCGUCUGGGCCAUCCCCAGUGAGGCUGCCUAGGCCAUCCACAACCCGUCUCGUCAGGGACUCUGGCACGCAAACGAUUCCCCUAGGAGAAAUCGAAGACCUUACCACUAACGGAUCAUCCCACGAUCGGCCUGUGAUCGCUUCCAAUUCUGCCCGAGAAGAACACCGCUUGCCUCCUAACCCUUGGCCUUUACUUGAUAUAUACUUUUCCUACACGCAAUGUUGGUUCCCAAUAUUAGAAAAACACGAUAUUCUUCGAACAGCUUUCCGCCAAGGUGACGAUGACCAAUACAACUCUCCAUCCGCCGCAGGGGACAACGCGGCCUUGUGGGCUGUUCUAGCACUUGCCUCAAUCCAACAAACCUCAAUAUCCACUACGCGCCAGUUAUCAGACUUACCAGAGGACCGACCUGAUCCUGAUCAACUAUAUGCCAAAGCACGGAGUCUUAUCCCAACAGAGAGUGGGACCUACCAGCUCGGCCAUAUUCAAGCGCUCUUAAUCCUGUCAUUGAUAAAGCUUGGCCAGCAGGACUGCGCAGCAGCGUGGAUGCUUGUAGGACAGGCUGUUAGGUCUGCCCAGAGUCUAGGGUUAAAUGAUCCUUCCGAUGCUACGGGAGUAGAGAAGACCGCUGGACGGUCCAAACAUGUUUUUCUAGGGUGCUUUGUGCUGGAGACUCUAGUUGCUGCUAAAUUAGGCCUGUUGCCUUCGCUGCGCAAGACUGACUUGACAAAGGUUGGGUUAAUAAAUGAAGAUGGUUUGGAAGAAUGGCACCCUUGGGAAGACCAGACUGGACUUCGCCCGAUAGAAUCAUCCCGCUCUUUCCAACGCGGGCCCCUCCAUGCUCUCAGCACUUUCAACCGUCUGCUCUCGCUAAUGUGCAUUCUGAAUGAGUUAUGUUGCGUGAGGCAAACACCAGCGAAUUCCAUGUCAUAUCUAGGGACUCUUGAGCGACAACUGCAGCUUUGGGUCUCGGCACUUCCUACAAGUUAUCGGAUAGACCUGCAGACAGUCUCGACCAAGCCGGCAUCACCCCACAUAUUCGGCCUAGAGAUGAUGUACGAGGCCGUUGCAACCGCUAUAAGCUUACAGCUGGCAGUCCAGAAAAACGAAAGAAACGGAUUACGACGUGCUUCGGAAGGCUCCAAGCGGUUGGUCUCACUACUUCAAGCCUACAUGGAGACCUAUAGCCUUUCUGCUACCUGCCCGACUUUCGGUAUAGCUCUGACUUUAGGCCUUCCACUUCCCUGCAUGAAGAAAACUGCCCCAUGGGCCUUUGAGGCUUCUCAUGGCAUCAACCACAAACUCCAAUCGUUUUCUGCCCAUCUCGCAACGGUUUGGAUCCAUAAUACUGGCUCGCAGAGAAGACCGAGACACGCUACACAGCAAGGUACCCAUCCAAGGAGUCCGAUGGCCAUAAGCCUGCCCGGAAACAAUAUGCGUUUGACGAACUUAAUCGAAGAAUCUCGAACUGGGAAUCUUUCAACCACUGACUCAUAUCUUUCGCCAACUUGGAUGCGGACUUCGAACGAUGAAAACGCUGUAUUAUCUCUACCGACGCCAGCAUCGUCUCUUAAUAUCGCGUCUGGAGUUGAAACGAACCCUACUUCGCAGCAAAUCACCCAUCAACAUCGCUCUUCGGUCGUUGGAAAGCCUAACUCAGCACUGAUAAUGUCCGACCUGACGACGCCUUUUCCUGCGUCCGGUCAUCACUAUCAACAAACGUAUGAUGAUGCCAGUUUGCACUUCAAUUCUUUAGCCGACAUCGAGAGCACUAGCUCAGCACAACGACCAAGGAUUGCUCCUGACCUCGAUGCCUUGUUUGACGAGUUGGCCUCGCUUGAUGGGACAGAUAGGUAA
Molecule: messenger RNA, 2478 nt
Organism: Aspergillus nidulans FGSC A4
Lineage: Eukaryota; Fungi; Ascomycota; Eurotiomycetes; Eurotiales; Aspergillaceae
Product: transcription factor qutA
Exons: 1
Coding region: 1-2478 (825 amino acids)
Biological process (GO): DNA-templated transcription; regulation of DNA-templated transcription
Cellular component (GO): nucleus
Molecular function (GO): DNA binding; zinc ion binding; DNA-binding transcription factor activity, RNA polymerase II-specific
Source: RefSeq, a predicted model, not a curated record